CUGAAAUAAGAUCUUGUUCAUAUACCAAUCCUGAUAAAACAUGUCUUCACCUAGACGACGAAUUGAAACUGAUGUUAUGAAAUUGUGAGUAAAAUGUUCCCUGUUCCCUGACGAAUUUCGACUGGCACCCAAAGGGCAGACCAAUCAUGUCAGCCCUUUCUCACGAUUAGACUCCUUCCUUCAACAUAACCUCAAUCGUAAUCUGGUGACUAAUCAUCCUACUUUAUAACUAUCGUCCCCCAUAGGCUGAUGAGCGAUUACGAGGUUACGCUUGUUAACGACAACAUGCAAGAGUUCUAUGUGCGAUUCCAUGGACCAAGUGACACUCCAUUUAAUGGCGGUGUUUGGAAAGUACAUGUCGAGCUUCCUGACCAGUAUCCCUACAAAUCUCCUAGUAUUGGCUUCAUGAACAAAAUCUUCCACCCUAAUAUCGAUGAACUCAGCGGGUCGGUUUGCCUGGACGUUAUUAAUCAAACCUGGAGCCCAAUGUUUGAUAUGAUCAACAUCUUUGAGUCUUUCUUGCCUCAAUUGCUUCGAUAUCCAAAUCCAACCGAUCCCUUAAAUGGAGAAGCUGCCGCCUUGAUGAUGCGAGAACCAACUACCUACGAAUCAAAAGUUAAAGAAUAUGUCUCGAGAUAUGCAACCCGUGAAGCUGCUGACGCAGCAACUGAUGAGAGUUCGGAAGAAGAGGAAAUGAGCGACGUUUCUUACUCUGACAGUGAUGAUGAAGCCCCAGGGAUGGAAUUGUAGAAAGAAAGAAAAAAAAAAAAGUUACAGACAAAAAAUAUCAUUCCACUUUGCUAUUUCCCCCACCUCCUAGUCCAACCUUUUUGACCAGUAAACCCCAGAGAAUUUUGUCGUUCUACUGUUCCCUUUCGUUUCAACUUUUCUUUUU
Molecule: messenger RNA, 895 nt
Organism: Umbelopsis ramanniana AG
Lineage: Eukaryota; Fungi; Mucoromycota; Umbelopsidomycetes; Umbelopsidales; Umbelopsidaceae
Exons: 4
Coding region: 250-750 (166 amino acids)
Biological process (GO): protein polyubiquitination; ubiquitin-dependent protein catabolic process
Cellular component (GO): nucleus
Molecular function (GO): ubiquitin conjugating enzyme activity
Source: RefSeq, a predicted model, not a curated record